This is a messenger RNA of Aegilops tauschii subsp. strangulata, 2528 nucleotides long. RefSeq lists its product as uncharacterized. Lineage: Eukaryota; Viridiplantae; Streptophyta; Magnoliopsida; Poales; Poaceae. The record is from RefSeq and is a predicted model, not a curated record.
UUUUCAAAUAUUUUAUGGGAAGUUUUUUUGUAAUAUAUUUACUUAAAAUAUUUGGAAGCAUAAAUGAUAGUAAACGAAAAGAAGAAAAACGAAAAUAGAAAACGUAAAAAAACGGGGUUGUGGCUUCGUGCACGUCUGGGCCGGCCAUUUAGGGACGCGUCUCAAGGGAGAGCACGCUAGGUCUCGCUGUAAGCGAGACAUAGUGUUGCCCCGGCUCUUCUUGGAAUACCCGUGGGCGAUGCGCGUUGGGCUGGGUCGCGUCAUGGCGCUCGUGCGGCCUGAAGAGCCCAAUCGGAGCCCUGGACAGACACGAGACAGACUCCAUCGAUCGUGGUUUGGUUCGUCGGACACCGACUAUAAUAACACGGGGACGAUGAAUCCAAUCGAAAACGAAAAGUACCCCAAAUUGCUCAGCUAGAUCGCGCGAUGGCAACUGCCGGCGAGGAAGAUCGGUUCACCGUUACGUCUGACGAGGAGGACGAGGUGGUGGUGGCAGCGACCACGCCGGCGCGCUGCGAGGAGGAGGCUCCUCUUCCUCCUAAGGCCGGUUCGCAGGAGAAGGAGGCAGCGAUCAUGCCAGGGUGUCAUGGUCGACAGAAGGGGUUUCCUAAGGCCGGUUCGCAGGGGGGGCAUGGCAAGUGCAAGGACUGCCCUCUUCCUCCGGCGAAGAACAUGAUGUCUGAAGAGGAGGUGAGGUCCAUCCUGUCGUGGAAAAGGACUGCCCCCUUCGACCGAAAGAAGAGCAAGGACGCCGGUUUCUUCAACAAGUUGAGGGACGAAAACUUCAAGUACCAGCGGCAGAUCAGGGAUGAGUUUGAGGAGAAGGGCUACGUGGAGAUCCCUGACAACUUCCGGGAAGACAACAAGCGAAUCAACCAUGAAGCUCACAGGAGGGCGUACCUGAAGGUGUUUGGCACCGAACCGCCAGCUAAGCUCUAGAUCGGAGGAGCACUGUUAUUUCACCGUCUAUCUAUCCCUAGUAGUUGGGCCAGUGCUAGGCGCCGGCGCACCGGCCCAAAUUUGGGCCGGUCGGCUGUCGAACGUACGAUAGAGCUUCUUUUAACCGUAGGAUACAACCUUUCUCCGUCCCUCAAAAAGUCAAACGCGAAUGAAAAGUGGAUCGAGGGGAAAAAGGCAGCGAACUAGCUCAGCCACACUAGCCGGCCGGACUCCGCGCGUGCUCACCGGCCGCCCGCACUUGUCCUUGGUUUUUCGUGCUUGCCGGCCACCCGUGCCACCACGCCCGCCAGCCGCGCUCGCCGGUCGCUUGUGCCACGCUCGCAACAAAAAACAGACUAUGGUUGUAGCAAAAAUAGAUUACAGUGGUAGCAAAAAUGUUCGUCGUCGAUGCUCGCCAGCGACGCUGGCAACAAAAUUACCCAAGGUAGAUGUGAGUCAACGUCCCAUUGGAUCCUUUGAAAAAUGCUGGUUCCAGCAAAAAAAAAACUACGAUGAUAGCAAAAGACGUUUCCAGCAAAAAUAAUCUCAGAGAAACAAAUCUGGAAAAAGAUCGAUUGUAGCAAACAAAAAAGCCAGUUCCAACAAAAAAAACACUGGUUCCAGCAAAAAGUUCUUCCCAGCAAAAACACUGCUGGUCGAUUGUAGCAACAGAAAAAGCCGGUUCCAGCAAAAUUUGAUGAUGGUUCUAGCAAAAAAAAAAUCUCAUCACCAAAUAUAUGUGUCGAUUGUAGCAAAGAAAAGAACUACUUCCAGCAAAAAUCGCUGUCGGAUGCAGCUCCUCGUCACCGCGGUUGCAGCUCCAUGAAGCUGGGGUUGCAAGUCCUGUCGCCGCCGGGAGCAUCAAGUCAUGGCACCUCGUCGCAGAAGCGAGGCCCCCAGUUGCAUCCACUGCCUGUCUCCACGCGUAUGCGCUGCUCCUCUGCACGCGGCGCCGAUGGUCGCUGAGGCCGGCGCCAGCGGUGGCCUUGUAGCACCCGUGGUAGUCGUCCCGCGUUGCCGCCGGUGACCGCAUCUGCAGCAGCCAAAAAGGUGGGCGGGGAGAAGAACGAGAGAGGAUAUGCAUCAUGUGUGAGAGAGAAGAAAGUGGCUGAGGACUCUCCGCGUGAAGAGAUAAGAUAAGGUCCAGGCAAAGCGAUGGGCAGUUGCUGGAGCAAUAAGGACGGUUGAUUUGCAUCUGAUCUAACGACGUGCUCUUGGCCGGCUGAACUUUCGGCCGGCGUGCCGGUUUCAAACGUUUCCCUAGUAGUUGUGACUGGAGAACAACUAUAGUUUGCACUUUGCAGUAUUUGUAUGUACUAUUAAUAUCUGCACUAAAAUUUCCAUCUACCUUAUCUGCCUGUCAUGCACUCAUAUGUUGGAGCAAUCUCUCUAUGUUAUUACUCCCUUCCGAAGUGUAUUUCCCUCUGUUCCUUUAUAUAAUAAGUUGUAUUUUUCCCCAAAAUUUUCAUAAUGUAAGGUGUGUGUUUUUCUUUUUUCUCUCAGUUUUCUGUGCGUGCCCUUCCACCAUCCAGUACAUGCCUCUCAUAAGAAGUACUACUACGUAGUCCCCAAUAGGAAGGUAGUAAAAA